Molecule: messenger RNA, 3218 nt
Organism: Talpa occidentalis (Iberian mole)
Lineage: Eukaryota; Metazoa; Chordata; Mammalia; Eulipotyphla; Talpidae
Gene: SIRT3
Product: sirtuin 3
Exons: 6
Coding region: 87-860 (257 amino acids)
Molecular function (GO): histone deacetylase activity, NAD-dependent; NAD+ binding
Source: RefSeq, a predicted model, not a curated record
GCGGGGGCGACGGCGGGACGCGGAAGCUUUGCCUGCGGGACGUGGCCGAGCGGGUGCGCGCCGGCGCCUGCCGGAGGGUCGUGGCCAUGGUGGGCGCGGGCAUCAGCACGCCCAGCGGCAUCCCGGACUUCAGGUCCCCCGGGAGCGGCCUUUACAGCAACCUCCGGCAGUACGACCUCCCGUACCCCGAGGCCAUCUUCGAGCUCACGUUUUUCUUUCACAACCCCAAGCCCUUCUUCACGCUGGCCAAGGAGCUGAACCCCGGGCACUACCGGCCCAACGCCGCGCACUACUUCCUCCGCCUGCUGCACGAGAAGGGGCUGCUGCUGCGCCUCUACACGCAGAACAUCGACGGGCUGGAGCGAGCCUCUGGCAUCCCAGCCUCCAAGCUGGUGGAAGCUCACGGGUCUUUCGCCUCUGCCACCUGCACCGUCUGCCGAAGACCCUCCCCAGGGGAGGGCUUCUGGGCGGACGUGAUGGCGGACAGGAUCCCCCGCUGCCCGGUCUGCACCGGCAUUGUGAAGCCCGACAUUGUGUUCUUUGGGGAGCCGCUGCCCCAGAGGUUCCUGUUGCACGUGGUGGACUUCCCCAUGGCAGACCUGCUGCUCAUCCUCGGGACCUCCCUGGAGGUGGAGCCUUUUGCCAGCCUGUCUGAAGCCGUGCGGAGCUCAGUGCCCCGACUGCUCAUCAACCGGGACUUGGUGGGGUCCUUGGCUUGGAGCCCUCGCAGCCAGGACGUGGUGCAGCUGGGGGACGUGGUUCAGGGCGUGGAAAUGCUGGUGGAGCUUCUGGGAUGGACGGCAGAGCUGCAGGACCUCAUCCAGAGGGAGAUGGGGAAGCUGGGCGGACGGGACGGCUAGGAGAGCGGUGGCCGCCCGGUCCGGCAGUGGCUGCAGGGGGAGCAGCCUGUACUGAGGAGACCUCUCCUGGAGGACGCAGUUCGGCAGGGUUCUGGCCCAGUGGAAACAGGUGCCCGGAGCAGAGCUGGCGGCCCCAGCACAAGCCCCGUGCCAUUGGGUGGGUUUCGCUGGUCAGCAGGACUGCCCAUGCUACUCCGCAAGCUCAGUGCCAAUGCUUCACCCACAGCAACCCCCUUGAGCUGGGGCAGAUGGAUGCUGGGCAGCCACCCCCACCCCAGGGCUGCCCCUGGGUCUCAGCAGUGCCACGUUGGCCUCCUCGGCAAGGUUAUUUUUAGAGAAAAAUUAACUUGAGAGAAACCUUAUCUCUCAUUUUUACCACAAAAUAAACUUUUAUGUAAGAAGUGGGGACCCCUUCACUUGUUUUCUCAAGGGAGUGCAGGGACCCCACCAAAGGGAUCUCGGUGGGCUCUGCUGGGGUGACCGGAGGCCCUGGCUCCAUGUCCCGGCUGGGCGCUGACCACCCCCCUUCUGCACUAGGCCGCCCUAACUGGCCCCCAACCCUGGCCGCCCUGCCGGCACCUUCUAGCCCUGCCUGGCUGGCGCUUGCUCAGCAAAUUUAGCUGAGCAGGACCUGGAAGGUGCCUGGUGGCCUCAUUUAUCAAGAAUAACGCGAGAUGUGCUGGUGCGGAGCAGAAUGGAGUCAACUCCUAACUCUGCUCGCGCCCGGAUGACUCACGCUUGGGCUCACACACUCUUGCUCAAGUCUCUUUAUUCCGGCUGGCGUUUCUGUGACACAAGACAGAGAUGAAUGGGCUCACGAGGGACUUUUCCAUUUACACGCCGAUGGUCUAAGCCAGCAUGGAGACUGAGGUUCAACAGUCCCACCUGGCGGGACCCUGGGGCUGGGGAUGCAGUGGCCAGCGGCUAAGCCAGGAUGGGCGUGCAGAAGGGGCCCCCAGCCUGCACUUGGUAGGAACGGACCGCAAAGCAAAUGUGGAGGUGGGUUUCUGACAUCACAGGCAGCCCCGCAGGCCCCCAGCCUGCUCAGCCCCUCUGGGCAGGGUCCGCUUCCCUUGCAGACGCCAAGGCUGAGCUUUGGCAGGACGAGGCCCUUGCAGGCCUAGAGAUCAGGUACUGGACCAGAGGCAGGUCAUUAACAAAACAUGGGAGGAAGGGGUCUCCAAGCGGGAGGGGCGUGGCUCCCUGGCGAGAGACCCAAGGACACCUCCGGAAGCAGCACCAGUUCUGGAGGGGGUGCAGCGGAACAGCCGUCUUCAGUCGGGGUCUGAGUCGGGGCCCGAGAACUGCCCCUCCACGCUCUCGCAUAAGGCAUCCUGUAGGGAUGUGAGCUGACCCCGGGGGCUCAUCCCCAUGGGCUGGAUGACUCUGUGUCUGCAGGAGAGGCAGGGCGGGCUCUGAGGGUCCUGGUGCUCCCGCCCGCUGCCGCCCACACAGCCCACACCACCAGCCCCGGCCGUAACUCGGGCCCCUUGUGGGACCUCGCUUUGACCAGGCCUCAACCGUAACCACUGCCCACAGCUCCAGACCUUGGGCCGCCUGAUUGCUUCCCGAGGCCCUGCCCUGCUCUGGUCGCUCUGUGCAGGCGGGGGUCUGUGGGCAGUCCUUCUGGACAGCCUAUCAAGGGUCUGCGGGCGGCCUACCUGGACAGCUUGUCAAACAUGUUCACCAGCUUCAUGGCCUCAUGCUCCUUCUGCUCCUCCGUCAUGCCCUCCAUGGGGUUGGGUGGCUUCUCCUCCACCCUCCCGGUCACUGGGUUGAUGCUGUUUCCCAGGGAGGGGUGGGUACGUGAGGGACUUUCUAGGACAGGGGCUGCCUGGAACGGGUGACCCCUGCCCCCUGCAUGGGCUGACCUGGCAAGAAGCCAUUUUUGGGGAAAACGGAGGCGCCUGGCCGCAGGAAGAGGGCCCUGCCUCUGGGUGCAGCCAUAGCUCCCGCCAUCUGGGCGAGCCCCACCGCCCCAGCUGCCCACCUCUGUUCCAACAUGUCGUGACCCCUGGAUGUGUGACGUGGGGAUGGGAGCCUGGCGUGGGAACGGCCUGCCAGCUGUCCACCCCACACGGGUCUAUGGGUGUGCGGCAGGGAGAGCUGCAUGCGGCAAGGGCCUGAGGCACACACCUGGCCUUGGCCUCCUUGUAUUCCUCUGUGUCCGUGUCCUCGUCCUCCGAGUAUUGGCCCUCAGGCCGGCCCCCUGCCAUGAGGCCCCGGGCGGCCAGGAGACCAGCAGCAUUUCCGUAGCCUGUGUACUUGAUGAAGCGCGGCACUGAGGGGCAGGUGGGGGUCAGUGUGUGGCUGUGGCUGCUGAGGGCCAGCCCAGGGCAAGUGCCUACUCACCGCUCU